Bufo bufo (common toad) is the source of this 1215-nucleotide messenger RNA. RefSeq names its product nodal growth differentiation factor (gene NODAL). Gene Ontology annotation, biological process: SMAD protein signal transduction; BMP signaling pathway. Gene Ontology annotation, molecular function: growth factor activity; cytokine activity; type I activin receptor binding. Bases 1 to 1215 code for a protein of 404 amino acids. Gene Ontology annotation, cellular component: extracellular region. The transcript is spliced from 3 exons. The record is from RefSeq and is a predicted model, not a curated record. Lineage: Eukaryota; Metazoa; Chordata; Amphibia; Anura; Bufonidae.
AUGGCUGUCCACCCCUAUUGUAUUCUCCUGUUACUGCUCAUAUCUGGAGCAAUCUGUUAUUCAAGGAAAAGUUACCUUAGGCCAGAUUCUGGCACCCUACAAGAAUAUGUCAACAGGACUGAGAGAAAAGACAGUAAGGAUGGUGGCUCACCACAUCUGCCCAUCUUCAUGCUCAGCCUCUACCAAAGCUUUCAUCGCCUGGAGUCCAGACAUAACGUAGACCUGACAUCAUCGGUACUACAUGGCUUUUCAUCCAGUCUACAAUCUGAUAUUAUCAGGAGCCUUGCAGCUAAAAGCAUUAAGACAAUGGGAGAAAGAUGUGUUCUAGUGUUCGACUUUUCAUCUCUCAGCCACGAUGAGGAGCUUCAGUUUGCAGAAGUCCGAAUUAGAAAAUCUGCAGUAGAAAAGCCUUUUGGAGAUGGGUCUCAAGUGAUAAUGAAUGUUUUUCAUCAAAAUUCAGCAUGUCAAAAGCCCACUAAGCUAUGCAAAAACACUAUAUAUUUGGGCAAGUUCAAAAGUGCACUUCGGUCCAAAGCUUCAGAAAGUUGGAUAGUGGUAGAUGCUACAGAAAUUGUAUCAAAAUGGUUUGACAUUUCUAAUAAAUCUGGCAUUCAAUCUGAAAAACUUAAAGAAAGGUUUCCAUGGCCAGCCAGUGCCAAAAACAGAUACAAAGAGCACACAUCUGAAGAUCAACUGGUGCUUAUGUUUGUAUAUUCCAAUACAUCCAAGAAGGAGAGGUCUUUGGUGUCUGCUAGUCUUCUACUAGAUGCCGCACAGUCAAAAUACCUUACUACAAUACCGGCCAUAAAAAACAUUACAGUAUCCAGAAGAAGUAGAAGAAGCCAUAUUAUUAGAGAUCGGAUGAUAGGCAUGAAACAAGUUCCAACUGCUGACAAUCCAGGCAAUCUUUGUAGAAGAGUAGAUUUAAUUGUAGAUUUCAAGAUGAUUGGUUGGGAUACAUGGAUCAUUCAUCCAAAAAAGUUCAAUGCCUAUCGAUGUGAAGGCACCUGCCCAAGUCCAGUGAAUGAGAGUGUCAAGCCAAAUAAUCAUUCAUACCUACAGAGCUUGUUAAACUUCUAUAACAAUAGAAAAGCCCCAGAGGUGUGCUGCGUUCCCACCAAGAUGAGCUCCCUCAGCAUGGCGUACUAUGAUCAUAUGGAUAUUGCUUUCCAAGUCCAUGAAGCCAUGAUAGUAGAAGAAUGUGGAUGCCAGUAA